Messenger RNA from Trichomonas vaginalis G3, 954 nucleotides. RefSeq names its product organellar and viral DNA polymerase type B. The transcript has a single exon. The annotation marks the transcript as partial. Lineage: Eukaryota; Parabasalia; Trichomonadida; Trichomonadidae. Gene Ontology annotation, biological process: DNA replication. The record is from RefSeq and is a predicted model, not a curated record. Gene Ontology annotation, molecular function: DNA binding; nucleotide binding; DNA-directed DNA polymerase activity.
AUGACAGAAGUGAAAGGAACUCCCAUCAUUAAAGGUUCACGAACAAUGCAAAUAACUGGCUUAUAUAAAGGAAGGGCAAUUAUUAUAAAAGACUCUUACAGUGUUAUAAAUAAGAAGCUUAAACUAUUUCCUGCUAUGUUUAACUUACAAACAGGACCGAAAGAAGUAUUUCCAUACAACUACUACAGCAGUGUUUUGUUAGCAAAUGACAACAGAACUGGUGUCAUUUCUGAAGCAUGUAAGUUUAUCCGGGAUGCGAAUACGUUCAUGAAAAACAUAGAUUCCAUCAAAGGUUGCAGAAUAGAUGAAAACCACUUCGACUUAGAAAAGUAUAGCACAUUUUAUUGCAAACAAGAUGUAAAAAUUUUAAGAGAAGGUUUUGUUAAGUUCCGCAAUGACAUAUUGAAAGAAUUUGAUUUAAACGUUUAUGACUACGUUAGUAUUUGUUCAAUUGCUAACAAAUUGUUUGAGAACAGAGUGUACUUCCUGAUUGGAAAUUUAUAUGACCUCUCAAAUAAACCAAGAGAAUUUAUUUCACGCUGUAUUCAAGGUGGAAGAUGUAUGCUGUCAGAUAACAUGAAACAAAAGAGCGAAAAGAAACUCAUUGCUGACUUCGACGCUGUUUCAUUAUAUCCAUCCGCUAUAGCAAGACUUUAUACUUUAGAAGGUAUUCCAAAGGUUAUGAAGAAAGAAAUGUUAAGCACAGAGUAUCUCAUGAGACAUUUAUUCGAUGACGACCAAAAGGAACCCAUUGGUGAAAAGUUUAUGUCUGGCUUCUUUGUUCUCAUUAAGAUAACAGAGAUUGGAAUACAUAGACACUUUCCUUUAAUAGUUUGUGACCCUGAACUAAAUCCAGAACUUAACGUUCCCAGAAGUUCAAACACUUGCUGUUUAAUGUAUGUUGACCAUAUAACAUUACAAGACCUCAUAAAAUAUCAAGGUGUCAAAUGUGAA